This is a messenger RNA of Staurois parvus, 345 nucleotides long. The record is from the annotation of a GenBank genome assembly. Lineage: Eukaryota; Metazoa; Chordata; Amphibia; Anura; Ranidae.
CUAACGGGUUAAUCCUCUGCAUUGUGUAAAAAGGAUGUUUGAUCCUGUCUUCUCUGAUCCUCUCCUUCUACUGUCCCCAAUCAAUCCACUGAUAGAACAGAGCCUUGGGGGCAAGUUGUACAUACUCAGUUUUGUGUGUAUUGCUGUGAGUUUUGGGGGUUUUUUUUUGGACAGUGCUGUCCAGACAGAGGGACAAUCAGGGUAGAAUGAAAACUCCUCCUACAAGGAGCCUCCUAACCAAUGCUCUGCUGGACACUGACAGAAGUCACAAGACUGCUCUAACUGCUGAUGAGAAAAGGUGUUUAGCAGUUUAUAUUUACUAAAAAUAAUUUUCAUGCUCUGUGU